AUGUCCAAAACCAAGUCACAAAUAAUCACAUUAGCCGAAGUUAGUGCACUUAAUAAGAACAAUCAAAGAGAAAAGCCAAUUGUUUGGACAGAUUUUGGGGUCUACCUUGACAAGAAAUUAGAACACCACAUAGAUCCGAACGAUAAAAAAAGAUCAGCUGCAGCUAGUUUAUCUGGAGAUAGUUCGUUUUUGUCUCAAAAUAUUAAUUAUAGAAUUUGCAAAUCCUGUGAAAGACCAGUUGGAGAACAGAGCUUACGUUCUCACUAUCUGAAGUGUAUAGAAAUGAGACACCGGAAACAAGCAGAGCUGAACUCAAACACAAAUUCGGAGACGAUAAAGAAGAAGAGGGGAAGAGCAACCAAUUCUCUUUUGGAUGUUGAUAACUCUUCGGUAGACUCAUCGAGGAAUAGUACACCUAAUCCGGGCACACCUAGUGGCUCGGGAAGACCCAAGAAGAAAUAUAAAAAGUCGCAGAGCCAGAAGGAAAAAGAAGCAGCUAAUGCAGCAGCAGCUGCAGCUGCUGCUGCAGCGGCUAGCACCGAUGGAACUUUAUCAGCUGGAUCUGAUAAUGUUGUAUCAAAAAAGAAAAAGCAAACUAAGCCCAAAACAACUGCUAAGCCGAAGGGUCCAGUAGAUGUCGAAAAACAGUGUGGAGUUCCAUUACCAUCUGGUGGCUUCUGUGCUCGAUCUUUAACCUGUAAAACACAUUCGAUGGGUGCUAAGAGAGCAGUUAUGGGCCGGAGUGCGCCUUACGAUGUAUUGUUGCAACAAUAUCAGAAAAGAAACCAAGCAAAAUUGGCGGCUAAUAAUGCUCUUGCUGCUCAAAGAAGGGAAAAUGCAGCAUUCCACGGCAACGGUAGUGCCUUUAAUGAGGAUCUAAAUGGUACUGGUUACAGCAAGAUUCUUGAUCCAGAUGAGGAGACACACUUAGUUUUGGAAGGACUAUCAAAGAAUAAUCCAAUGCCUUUGGAAGAGAAGGUUAUAAUGUCUACUAGGUACCGUCACAGAUUUUUAGCUAUGAGAGAAUUUUACGCGGACUCUUUGAUCACAUCUGGAGGAAAUAGUGGCCAGAAUGGACAAGCAGGUGCGCAAAACAGUGAACAGACAUUAGCAAAUCAAGCAAUUUCGGGUUCCAUCGGAGGCUUGCAAGGUCGCUGUGCCUUAAUCAACGUUGAUACGAACUCUGAGAGCACCCAAUCAAUUUCUUCUGUAAGCGGAGAGAUGUAUCAGGUAAGAGCACCCCUGAAGGCUGUCCUUUUAACAGCUCAAUAUAAUGCUAUGCAACAACAAAUGUUCCAGCAGCAAGUUAUGAAGCUCCAACAGCAACAACAGAUGCUUUUGAGACAACGCCAAGCAAGAGCAGCGGCUGCAAAACAGGAUCAGUUACCGGCAAGUACAAAAUAA
Priceomyces carsonii is the source of this 1404-nucleotide messenger RNA. Its product is annotated as deubiquitination module subunit. The coding region runs from base 1 to 1404 and encodes 467 amino acids. The transcript has a single exon. Gene Ontology annotation, biological process: RITS complex assembly; regulation of transcription by RNA polymerase II; regulatory ncRNA-mediated heterochromatin formation. Gene Ontology annotation, cellular component: SAGA complex. The record is from RefSeq and is a predicted model, not a curated record. NCBI's taxonomy places the organism in Eukaryota, Fungi, Ascomycota, Pichiomycetes, Serinales, Debaryomycetaceae.